Iphiclides podalirius (scarce swallowtail) is the source of this 2640-nucleotide messenger RNA. NCBI's taxonomy places the organism in Eukaryota, Metazoa, Arthropoda, Insecta, Lepidoptera, Papilionidae. The record is from the annotation of a GenBank genome assembly.
AUGAGUCGGUUUUUCGCAACUGGAACGGAUUCCGAAUCCGAAAGUUCAAGUGAAGAAGAGCAGGUAGUCCGUGCACCAGCGCCAGUAUACACUUUUAGCGAUGAUGAAGAAGAGACAAAGCGUGUGGUACGUUCCAUGAAAGAGAAGCGUUAUGAAGAAUUGGAGGGUAUCAUACAUUCACUGCGCAAUCACCGUAAAAUCAAGGACUUCUCAUCAGCCUUAGCAUCAUUCGAAGAGCUACAGCGGGCAUAUACGCGCGCUGCCCCAGUUGUUCAGAAAGAGGAAAAUGGAAUCGCCCCUCGAUUCUUUAUCAGGGCCUUAGUUGAGCUGGAUGAUUGGGUGGCAGGUGCUUGGGCAGAUCGCGACAGUAGAAAGACGUUAUCUAAGGGUAAUAGUAAAGCUCUCACAUCCUUACGGCAGAAACUCAGGAAGUAUGAGAAAGAUUUUGACGCCGAGAUAACGAAAUUCCGUGAAAACCCUGAUUUGCCCGAUGAUGAUGAAGAACGCAAAGAUACUUCAUCAUCCGAUGAGUCUGACGAUGAAGAUAAGCCUAAGGAGAAGGUUCGAGUGCGUCGCUCUCCUGAACCCCCACGCCGUCCGCCACCUCAAGAUGACGAGUCAUCCGACUCGAUGGACUGGGGCUCGAGUUCCUCUGACUCCAGUUCUAGUUCCGAUGAUGAAGCUCGUGGGGCGACCACUUUAAGGGAGCGGUUCCUAAAGAGAACUACCGAGAGGGAUGAAGACGAAGAGAGGGACAGACGUCGCGCGAGACGAGAGAGGCGCGAGAGGGGGGCUGGUAAAAUCAGCAAGAGGGACCAGACUGACGAUGGUGGUGAAUGGGAGACCGUGAGAAAAGGCGCGGCUACUUCUGACAAGCCCAAGAUGUUUGCAAAGGAUAGCGACAUCGACGCCGCUCUGGUAGUGAAGAAGCUGGGUGAGAUUAGUGCGGCCCGCGGCCGUAAGCGUACCGACCGUCGCGCGCAGCUGGAGCUGCUGCAUGAGCUGCGCACGGUCGCCCAACAGCACAACCUGGGGGACGCUCUGCAGCUAAAACUGCGCGCGGCAACCGUCGCCGCUCUCUUCGACUACAACCCCAAGGUGUCCGACGCCAUGAAGCCCGAGUACUGGUCGAGGCUGGUAGAGAACGUCGACCACAUGGUCACCAUCCUGCUGGCGAACGAGAAUAUGGUCCUCAGCGAGACGAUCACGGAGGACCACGAGGAACUCGUCACGCCACCCUACCGUGUGCGCGGCUGCGUGUUGACGGCCCUCGAGCGGCUCGACGAUGAGUUCACCAAGCUACUGAAGGAGUGCGACCCUCACUCUAACGAGUACGUGGAGCGACUGAAGGACGAAGUGCGCGUCUCCGCUCUAAUCGACCGUGUCUGUCAAGUGGUCGAGCGUGACGGCUCGCCGCAGGAGAUCUGCCGCGCUUAUCUGCGCAAGAUAGAUCAUCUGUACUACAAGUUCGAUCCGCGCGCGGUGCGUAAGGAUCUGCCCCCUGGCGAGGAAACGACGAUUAAGAAAAUGGAACGCUUUUGCAAAUAUAUUUACGCGCACGACGAGACCGAUCGUCUCCGCACUCGCGCCAUCCUGUCGCAUAUAUACCACCACGCUCUGCACGACAACUGGUUCCAAGCCCGCGAUCUGCUGCUCAUGUCCCACCUCCAAGAGACGGUCCAACAUUCCGAUCCGAGCACUCAGAUCCUGUACAAUCGUACGAUGGCCAAUUUGGGCCUGUGCGCAUUCCGCCGCGGCAACGUGAAAGAGGCGCACGGAUGCCUAGCGGAGCUGAUGAUGACCGGAAAGCCGAAGGAACUGCUCGCCCAAGGUCUGCUGCCGCAGCGUCAGCACGAGCGCUCCAAGGAGCAGGAGAAGAUCGAGAAGCAGAGACAGAUGCCGUUCCAUAUGCACAUUAACCUGGAACUUCUCGAGUGCGUGUACCUGGUGUCCGCGAUGUUGAUUGAGAUUCCGUACAUGGCGGCGCACGAGUUCGACGCUCGCAGGCGAAUGAUCAGCAAAACGUUCUAUCAGAACUUGCGCGCUAGCGAGCGACAAGCCCUCGUGGGGCCCCCCGAGUCCAUGAGGGAGCACGCCGUGGCGGCCGCGAGGGCGAUGCGCCGCGGCGACUGGCGCGCCUGCCUCAACUUCAUCGUCAACGAGAAAAUGAACGCAAAGGUAUGGGAUUUGAUGGUUGGCGCGGACAACGUGCGUGCGAUGCUCGGCCGUCUCAUUCGCGAGGAAUCACUGCGCACUUACCUGUUCACAUACGCACACGUGUACGCCUCUCUGUCUCUUCGCUCGCUGGCGGAUAUGUUCGAGCUGCCACGUCAACGUGUCCACUCUCUGGUCUCCAAGAUGAUAAUAAACGAGGAGCUGCUAGCGUCCCUAGAUGACCCCAGUGAGUGCGCCAUACUCCAUCGCUCGGAGCCGACAAGGAUGCAAGCGCUGGCGCUGCAGCUUGCCGAUAAGGUGGGUAACCUUGUCGACUCGAACGAGCGGAUCUUCGAGAAGCAGGGCUCCUUUUUCCAGCGGGGCGGGGCUGGGCGCGGGGAGGGCCGCCAGAGGGAACGUCCCAGAGACGGAUGGAACCGUCGCCAGCGCAAUCGCCGUCGCGACGACGAGCGCGGCCACGACGAU